Molecule: messenger RNA, 4634 nt
Organism: Uranotaenia lowii
Lineage: Eukaryota; Metazoa; Arthropoda; Insecta; Diptera; Culicidae
Product: protein naked cuticle homolog
Exons: 6
Coding region: 2375-4021 (548 amino acids)
Source: RefSeq, a predicted model, not a curated record
AUCGUGUUCGCGCGCGCGUUUCUUUUGUUCUGAGACAGCAAAAGCCGUCGUCUUUUUGUCGCCGGACGUCGUCUUUUUGCGAAUCUUUAAAGGCCCUUUUUAGGGAGAUGGCUUAAAGCGAUUUCGCUCAAGGGUGUGAGUUGAGGAGCAUAACUGCUGGAGGAUUCCUAUAUCUGUCUGUUUGGGGUUCCUAAUUGUUGGCCUGCGGUGCGUCGUGCGUGUUAUCUGGACGGUGCGUGGCCAGGUGAAAGUGCCACUUCCUCGCAAGCGUGUGGGCAAGUGUGUAGAUCUUAUCGCACCUGCUAAACCUGCUAGACAUUACACGAUUGAUAACAUCUGGGCGUCGAGUGCGUCGCGUGCCGUGGAAAUUCGUCCGUCGUGCCGUCGUCGUGUUCCUUAGGCGUGUGUCGUUCGCGCGUUAUCGCCUGGAGUGGCGUGCUGCCCCUGUGCCGUGAUUAUUACAUCAAUGACGUUGCCCCAGAGGGUGGGCGUAAUUAUGUGAACUUGCCCACAGGCAUCAGGUCGUUUUCCCGGGAGAAAAACCGGAAGAAGAGUAAUGCUAAAUUGUAGUGGGGAGCUUCCUUUUACGCCAGCUUUCUCCCGCUUGAUCUAAUAAGAGCCCUAGAAUCCAUCUUAUCUGAUUGGAUCUGUCUCGAGGGGAGCAAAAAGGUCCGAUUCGGAAAUUGGAAGUCCAAACAAAACCUAUAGCUAAGUUGUGUUAAGUGAUUCGUUUCGCAAGCUCAGUCAACAAGCAAAGGUCACACGCCAACCCAAACCACCCCAGAAAUGCUCCACAAAGCAGUGCCAGAGGCUAGUGUAUCAAUGAAAAAGCCAUUUUAUCAAAUUAGCUCCCAUUAAUUUAAAAUAAUUCCGGUGUGCCGUCUGAAGAAAUAUUGAAGCCGUACUGAAAAAAGACCACCGUCGUCGCGUUAUCGAUUCAUUGAUCAAUUGGGAAACAUUAAAAAAGAUAUGUCUCGGGUCAUCAUCCCCCCUUUCUUGCUUUAUAUAUCCUCACAAGCAAGAGAACAAAUCUUCUGAAGACAAAAAAAUCAAUCUACUUUAAAAAGUCACGCGGAAGAAAAAAGUGCGGUUCAAAUUAUCAAAUUACCGGAUCAUUUUGAUUGUGAAGAAUUACACCGGCAGUCAUAACAAAUCCAAAAUCUAUCUAGUGAUGAAAAUCACAACAUGAUUUCCAUAUAAUUUUGUAGUGAUACAAGUGUUAUGAAGCUUCAGCUUCUGAAGAAACGCGAAUCAUAUGUGUGUAGCUGUUCAGCAACCGGAAAUUCUCAUCAGGUGUAUCGACCAUAAUCAUCGUCGUCUCCAUCUGCAGCAGCUGUUCCUGGCCAAGUCAACGCAUCGAAAAUGUCCACCGUUUAAAAUCUUCGUUAGUCGUUCGUCGUUAGAAUUUUAAAAUAUCGUGUUAAUCAUGAACUAUCUCUCAAGUAUUGCGUGUCCAACUCGGUGUUACUAAAUUGUUUUUGACUCGAGUUGAGUCAAUUUCAUCCGACGGAGAAGCACCAACAGAAAGGUGCCACGGUUGUUUUGAGUCUAUCGAAGGUCACAACCAGACGCCCGAAGCAAAUGGCAAAGUGAGAUAAAUUAAUUUAACAUAAUUAUAUUGGAAAAAUGAGCUGCCGCCGCCAUUGCUAUUGCUAGUGCCACCAAUCCAAACCAGCGACGUGUCCAAGAGCACGAAUCAAAUCUAGCGCCCAUCUCCGGUUGUUUAUGGCGGUGAGGAAAUAUUGUUCAUUGCCAGGCCACUAGAGAGCGUGUUGGUUUGUUUGUUUGUGUCCUACUCAGUGAACGUGUUUGUGUGCUGCCAUCUAUCUAAAUAUUGCAGCAAAAACACCAACAACAGCCUGCAGAUAUGCAAUUUGUUCAACCAUAAACGUGCAUCACUACGCGUCGCGUUGAGAUAGGGAACAAGAUUUUUUCUUCCCGUACAAGGAGUCAAGGUGUGGAACCGAAAUAUAAGUAAAGUUUUCCACUCUGCCAAGGUGUAUGAGAUGUUCCACAUUCUCUGACAGUGCCGAGCGAAAAGAAAGUCAAUUAGGAAUAAAGUUGAAAUAAAUUUUCCCAGCACUGGAAGAUAAGAUCGUGCUCUGGUUGUUUGAAGAGUUCGGUCGACCGGGGAUAUUAAAAGUUAUAGUUCUCGAGGGUUAACCGUAAGCCCUCUUUCCCGUUUUCUCUCGAAAGAGUUGAAGUAUUGUGGAAUCGCGCCAAGUAGAAAUGUGACGAUCCGUGAUUGUGCCCCUGUUUGUGUGAGCUGUGUAUUUAUAUGUGCAUGUGCCUCGCUGUUAGUAGAUAAAGUUUCCCUCCGUAAUUGAAUUGCUGCUGUUAGUGAGUAGAAUCAAACCGAAAAAAAUAUAAAAAAAUGAACAUGGCCAACGAUUCCGGCAGCAGCAGCAGCGAUGAAGAGUUGGCCCAGGCUGUUUCCUCCGUUAGGGGCCCGGCCCAAUGUCACGAAUGCUACUCGGACUGCCCGGAUUGCAUUCCCUGUUGCAAGGAUCCGGUUCACAAGUGCCACUCGGACCCUCUGGGUGGAUCGGCAGGGGGCCGGGUUGUGACCGGGAAAAAUCUACUCACCCGCUCGCUCCGUUAUGGGCCCGGAACUACGACCCGGAAGUGUGUGCUCACCCUCGAUGGCUACUCCUAUGUUAUCGUGGCCAGCUCACCGGAGAACAAAUUCACCAAAGAUGAUCUAACUGCGGCCGUCGGUGCUGCCCGUGAACAGUCGUCCUGCUACGACGUUUCGUGUCCGGGAUCCGGCAGUUACGGUACUUGUCCUGCUGCAUCGUCAUCAUCAUCAUCCGCCCUUGCCGCUUCCGCUGGAACAGAAGUAGCAACUACACAGCCCCCGCACCAGCAACAGCCAAGGCCCCUAACGACUGGGCCCCUUGCUGGUUGCCACCACAAUCCGGCAGCCGCUGCACCGCAACACCACCACCCGCAUCAACACCACCACCAUCACCAUCAUCAUCACCAUCACUGUCACCCAUCGGCCGGGGCAGGAGGUUCAGCAUCUUCAUCGACCUCGUCCUGCCCGGAAUGUUGCUCCUCGUCGUCGGCGCGUAAUGGACAAAUUGGAAAACAAGGCAGCCUAACGAUCGUGAGACGUACCAACAGCCGGAAAAACACGCACAUUCUGCAGCAGCAGCAACACUUUCAGCAGCAGCUGGAGCCACUUGACUCUGAAGCGGCCGCCGAAUACCAACAGCAGAACCGUGACCCGGCGGCGGAAGGAGAACCGCUCUCGGAGGCGGAACUCGCAUACGUCAACAGCCAGCUCAAUCGGGAGCUAGAGGCCAUGCAACCGACGUCGACGUCCGCCGAUUCCCAAACGAUGUCCCCGCCGCCGCCAUUGACGCCGUCGUCCGCGGAUCGAACCGUCGCGCUGAUGAGCCGUGCCGAUACCGUCACCGGGGACGAGCUGGACAACGUUGACUUGGCCACCGACAAUCUACCGGCGGUCGAUACACCAGAUGCAUGUGAUAAAGCCGCAUUGAGACUUCGCUGUCUCCUGCGGCAACUGCAGCGCGGUGAAAUUUCCGCCGAGCUGCUGCAGAAAAACCUUCAUUACGCAGCACGCGUACUUGAAGCCGUUUUUAUCGACGAGACAAAUCAAGAGGAUGUUGGUGGUGGCAAUUCCGGUGGCGGGUGUAAGGUCAAUAACAGUGGUGAUAGUAGUAGUAACAGCGUCGGUGGCGAAAAGGGUGACAACGCAGUCAGCAAUACGGCCAGUAAGGAGGCGCGGAGGGGCACCACGACAUCGGCCCCGCCCACCCACGGUGGCCCCACGGGACCACCGAUCGGCAAAACCGUCAUUCAGAGGCGAAAACUGCGAGCACCGGUCUGGGCCAGGUCUCUUGAAAACUUGAACUACUGUUUCUCGAUUUUUUUCCUCUUUCUCUCUUUUUUCUUAUUUCAAACUAACUUUCCAAUUCCCGCUCCUUUUUGCCUCGUUUUUUGUCUGUCUCUCUCUUCCGAUAUAACAACUACACAGAACACCGUUUUUCCUUAACUAGAUCUUAACCCACUUUUCCGAAAAGAAACGAAACCAAAAUCUGCUCACGAAUGCACAAUCAAAUAGCAGAUUGACUCUUUUUUCCCUUAGAUUUGCCCAAACUAGUUUUCACUUAUACUAUAUCUGCUACUUUUGCAAGGCGAGAAAACGAUAUAACGAUAAACAAGAUUUUUUUCCACCUUAUACAAUUUUCUCCCCGUUACCAGUUUUUCACCGAAACCUAAACAAUCUAUCCACGUUUUUAUCCUGCAUCGAAUUUGCUGCGCAAUCACUAGAGAACGGCACCGUUUUUAUUCUGUCCAAGCUUUGUAUACACUCUGUACUACGUGGUAUAACUAUUUGAGUUUGUGUGCUACCACUAAUGAUAAUCCAUUUCGGACAUCAAUGAUUUAUUUCUGCUCGAUUCAAUCAACUAACAAUAAUCCUGAUGCUGUGGAAUUGCUGCGGUCCGCUUUCUACUUUUCGAAACCAACCUCAAUCCUUUGCACAAUGACAGGACGUUUUAGUUAGUCCAUUUUUCUGUGCAAGCAAUUCAAUGCUGAAUGGCACAACGAAGAUGAUUGAUGAAAGUUUUGAAAAUUUCGAAUCCCUAGCUUACAAUUUGAGCUGC